AUGGGCUUCCUGGGCGACAAGUACAAAUCAUUUACCAAUUUCAAGAACGGCCGCAACGCGGAUGGAUCCUCGAAGAUCUCGGAUGAGGACCUGCAGAAGUACACUGGCAUGGACAGAGCCGAGUUGGACAAAUUCGCUGCCAACACGCCUGGCGUUGGGGCAAACCAGAACGCCGGAUCAAUUACCGCUGGUGGAAAUAACGGGCUGUAUAAUGGGGCUUAUACCACGAGACAUCGCGUCUCUUAUGAAGCACUUACGACGGAUCUAGCACUCCUCGGCGUGCCUGGUGCGCGCAAUCUAUAA
Exophiala xenobiotica is the source of this 303-nucleotide messenger RNA. RefSeq lists its product as uncharacterized. The record is from RefSeq and is a predicted model, not a curated record. NCBI's taxonomy places the organism in Eukaryota, Fungi, Ascomycota, Eurotiomycetes, Chaetothyriales, Herpotrichiellaceae. The transcript is spliced from 2 exons. Bases 1 to 303 code for a protein of 100 amino acids.